This is a messenger RNA of Xyrauchen texanus (razorback sucker), 1701 nucleotides long. It is a transcript of the gene ccnjl, whose product is annotated as cyclin J-like. Gene Ontology annotation, biological process: mitotic cell cycle phase transition; regulation of cyclin-dependent protein serine/threonine kinase activity. Gene Ontology annotation, cellular component: cyclin-dependent protein kinase holoenzyme complex; nucleus; cytoplasm. Bases 120 to 1343 code for a protein of 407 amino acids. The transcript is spliced from 6 exons. Gene Ontology annotation, molecular function: cyclin-dependent protein serine/threonine kinase regulator activity. The record is from RefSeq and is a predicted model, not a curated record. NCBI's taxonomy places the organism in Eukaryota, Metazoa, Chordata, Actinopteri, Cypriniformes, Catostomidae.
GGGAGAUGUUUUGAAAAGUGCUCACGCGCUCAGUUGUGGAAUAUAACUCCAGUAUGCGGCAGUUUUGAAACAAAGGGGUCUGAAGUGCUGUUGUGUUAUCGGAUUACGGCCCAUUCUGGAUGGGAAAGAUGGAACCAGAGGGCCAGUGGUGGAAAAGUCAGCUCGCAGCAGACAUCCAUCAGUCUCUGCGAAUUAAGGAGCUGAAGUUGCCAACGUACAAGGCUCACUCUCCACAGAUCGGGAUGCGCCGGUACUUUGCAGAUCUGCUUGCCGUUCUCAGUAACCGGUACCAGCUGUGCCCUACAGCGCGUCACUUGGCUGUCUACCUGCUUGACCUCUUUAUGGACCACUAUGAUGUAGCUGUGCGGCAACUCUACGUAAUCGCCCUCUCCUGCCUUCUCUUAGCCAGUAAGUUUGAGGAGAAGGAGGACCGUGUGCCAAAACUGGAGCAGCUGAACACUCUGGGCUUCAUGUGCAGUCUUAACCUCAGCCUCAACAAGCGUGACCUCAUCAAGAUGGAGCUGCUGCUGCUUGAGACAUUUGGCUGGAACUUGUGUAUGCCAACACCCGCACACUUCAUCGACUACUACCUCCAUGCUGCUGUUCAGGAAGGAGACAUGCACAAUGGCUGGCCCCUCUCCUCGCUGUCCAAAACCAAAGCCUUCAUGGACAAAUACGCACACUACUUUCUGGAGGUCUCGUUGCAAGAUCAUGCCUUCCUGAGCUUCAGGUCCUCUCAGGUGGCAGCUGCCUGCAUAGCUGCAUCCAGAAUCUGCCUGCAGAUCUCGCCCAGCUGGACCACUGUUCUCCACCUGCUUACGGGCUAUUCAUGGGAUCAUCUGACGCAGUGCAUCCAGCUCAUGUUACUUGCCCAUGACAAUGAUGUGAAAGAGGCCAACAAAUCCAAAUCAUCCCCCUCCUCUGGCCAGAGCCUCCAGCCACAAGCUCACAUCCCCCACAGCCCUGUCACCCCCUCUCUGCAGAGGCAGCCCACCUCCAGCUCCCAGCAGCUGCUCCUCCAGGCCAGCGGCUACCAGCAGCUCGCCCAGCACUCGCCAGCAUUAUCCCAGCUGCACAUGCUGGCAGACUGUCAGGUCCUGGGAACGGUGAGCUCCCGAGAAUAUCUCCAACCCCACCAGGCCAGCCUGCUCUCCGCCUCAGUGCCGGCCAGCUCAUUCGCUUCUUUCCCCAGCUUAGCGUCAGGACUGCGUGGCUUGCCCAUCCAGGGUCCCAUCUCCAUGCAGGUGAGCAUGGGUCCCGAACGCCAUUGCCUUGGUCUGACUUACGGGAGUGGCUACCUGAGCUCCCAUCACACGUUCACAGCUGGAUGCUUUGACAGGUGACGCCAAGAGAGGGAGGACAAACUAAACCUGGGGCUACCACAGUCCUCCGCCCUCUCCGCGGCCCCUAAGUCGCUUCGUCUCAGUCGGAGACGGAGACUUUCCAAACGGAAGACCAAGAGUCGAGUGAAUUCCACAGAGGUCAUAGUAUUAUCUUAAAAACAGCCUUUUAAACUUUUUGAUUUUGGGCGCUGUUUUUUUUUUUAGGAUGUCUAUUUUUCAAAAUUAUUUAGUUAAGGUUGGAUCUUCUGCCAGUGUUGUGCUGCAAUGGACAAACCGACUGACUGAAUUAUAUGGACUCUGAUUCUAUUUUCCCUUAAAAAGGUAGUUUACCAUAAAGUGAAAAUUCUCUCAUUUACUC